This is a messenger RNA of Fusarium odoratissimum NRRL 54006, 1797 nucleotides long. RefSeq lists its product as uncharacterized. The record is from RefSeq and is a predicted model, not a curated record. Gene Ontology annotation, biological process: regulation of DNA-templated transcription; DNA-templated transcription. The coding region runs from base 1 to 1797 and encodes 598 amino acids. Gene Ontology annotation, molecular function: DNA binding; zinc ion binding; DNA-binding transcription factor activity, RNA polymerase II-specific. NCBI's taxonomy places the organism in Eukaryota, Fungi, Ascomycota, Sordariomycetes, Hypocreales, Nectriaceae. The transcript has 3 exons.
AUGGACCCACGGUACCUCUCCGCCGAAUCCUUGAGCCAAAAAAGCCCGUUCGUGGCCCAGGCCACUCUGAAUCUGCAAUCGCCUGCUGGUGCUGCGAGCUCUUUGCCUGCUAUGUUGCAAUCUCUGGAGCCUUGGGUAGCUGCUAGCACUCGCCGUAACCUUCCUUCGGUUCCAGCUGCUUGUCUUGUUUGCCGCAGAAGGCACCUUAAAUGCGAUGGACAACGCCCUUGUUCCCGCUGUAGAACUGCUAAUCUUGAUUGCGUCUAUGCCGCUUCCCGCCGCGGAUAUAACGGCCGUAAACGCACAGCUACUCAAUCCUCUAGUCAUCGUGCAGCACCAAAGACCCUUGUCCCUAUUGUUGACCGCACAGCCACGGUAGUCGGUUCUGCUCCCGCGGCGCCUGCGCUGGAAUUCCCUUCUGUCUUUGAUCCCACCAUGUUUUUCGGUAAUGUCGCAAGUCACUCGAGCGUUGACACAAGCUUCCCAAUUGCCGCGUUCUCUCAAACUAUUGCGUCAACUAGUUUGCCUGCCUUUUCUUCUCAGACUCUGUUUGGUGGCACUGGCAACGAAGUACCUCGGGCACUUCCUCUGAGAGAACGUUACAUCGAGUCGUUUUAUCUAAAUUUCUACGCCGCUCAUCCCUUUAUACCGCCAAAGGAUCUUCUUCUCAUCUUAGCACAGCGGACCUCCCUGGAGCCCCUGCUUGCAGCUAUGCGUUGGAUUGGUUCUCUAUACAUCGAGCAAGACAGCUCUCGCAGCCUUUUAACAGAUGCAUCACGCCUAAUAGAUGGUACGCCUCUCAAAAACGGCUUCUUAGUGCAGGCUAUGUUGCUUGUCAUCAUUGGACUUGACGGCAAUCGUCAAGGAAAAAGGGCCAAAAAGCUCAUGGCAAAUGCCCGGGAUAUCUCGAUUCAAAUUAAAUUAAACACGCAUCCAUUUGCAGCCACCAAUGGACAAGGAAUUCCGAUACUUGAGGAGAGCUGGCGGAGGACAUGGUGGGAGCUUUACAUUGUGGAUGCCCUUAUGUCGGGUGUGCAUCAAACCAACAUCUUUAUUCUGUAUGAUGUACCUACGGAUGUCGGUCUGCCUUGUGAGGAGUACCAAUAUCUCACAGGGCAAAUACCUCCCCCCAUUCACCCAUACGAUACGGAAAACUUGGGACUGUUUGAUGGCAGGCCGUUUUCAUCGUAUACCUAUCGGAUCCAAUGUGCCUGCCUCUUGGGUACCCUUCAAAAAAUGCCAACACAGGUCGACCAUGUCGACAGGCUCCUCGCCAACUGGAUGCUCCGCUUACCUCCUUCAAAAUAUGACGCUUAUUGCAAAGGCGAGUUAGAUGAGAUGAUGUUCCAGGCCAUUAUGAUGUGGCAGGCUAUUUCUAUUCUCUUACACCAGCCUCAUUCACAACUGGAUCCAUCUUUGACUUAUAAUAUUAAGGCCUGCGUCCCCAACACGCCAGCUGUGUCCAGCGAUGCCUUGAAUUCGCAUACGAAACAUACGAUUCGGGCUGCGAGGGAACUUAGCAAGUUGAUCAGCCAACGCGUUCCUCUCCUCAAACACACUCAUUUCUUUGCUUACAUGGUGACACUCUCAUCGACAAUCCACCUCAGCAGAUGGUCAUUGACCUUUGUGGCCGAAGAUGAUGAGGAUCUACGUCAAAAUAUGGGUCGAAAUAUUGGGGCACUUAUAAAAUAUGCUGAGAUGUGGCCUAUGGCGCAACGUUUGGGACUGCAAGUAAAACAAAUUGCAAAAAAGGUGUAUACAACGAAGAAGCACCAGCAACAACAGCCUUCAAAAUAG